This is a messenger RNA of Felis catus (domestic cat), 1475 nucleotides long. RefSeq names its product cyclin dependent kinase 4 (gene CDK4). Lineage: Eukaryota; Metazoa; Chordata; Mammalia; Carnivora; Felidae. Gene Ontology annotation, cellular component: cytoplasm; nucleus; cyclin-dependent protein kinase holoenzyme complex. The transcript is spliced from 8 exons. The coding region runs from base 223 to 1146 and encodes 307 amino acids. The record is from RefSeq and is a predicted model, not a curated record. Gene Ontology annotation, molecular function: cyclin binding; cyclin-dependent protein serine/threonine kinase activity; ATP binding. Gene Ontology annotation, biological process: signal transduction; regulation of gene expression; G1/S transition of mitotic cell cycle.
CCUCCAGUUUCCGCGCGCCUCUUUGGCAGCUGGUCACAUGGUGAGGGUGGGGGUAAGGGGGCCGCUCUAGCUUGCGGGCUGUGUCUAUGGUCGGGCCCGUAGCGUCCAGCUGCACCGGACAGAGCUCGAGUGUAUGGCGCCUCAGGAUCUGGCUCCGGGGCCCCGAUAACGGGCCGCCCCCGCAGCUCCCGGCACGGAGUGAGGGUCUCCUCUGAUCUGAGAAUGGCUACUCCUCGAUAUGAGCCAGUGGCCGAGAUUGGUGUUGGUGCUUAUGGAACCGUGUACAAGGCCCGUGAUCCCCACAGUGGCCACUUUGUGGCCCUCAAGAGUGUGAGAGUCCCUAACGGAGGAGGUGCUAGCGGGGGCCUUCCCAUCAGCACAGUUCGUGAGGUGGCCUUACUGAGGCGGCUGGAGGCUUUUGAACAUCCCAAUGUUGUCCGGCUGAUGGAUGUCUGUGCCACUGCCCGAACUGACCGAGAGACCAAAGUGACCCUGGUGUUUGAGCAUGUGGACCAAGACCUAAGGACAUAUCUGGACAAGGCACCCCCACCAGGCUUGCCAGUGGAGACUAUCAAGGAUCUGAUGCGCCAGUUUCUAAGAGGCCUAGAUUUCCUCCAUGCCAACUGCAUUGUUCAUCGAGAUCUGAAGCCAGAGAACAUUCUGGUGACAAGUGGUGGGACAGUCAAGCUGGCUGACUUUGGCCUGGCCAGAAUCUACAGCUAUCAGAUGGCACUUACACCUGUGGUCAGUAGAAAGGUUGUUACACUCUGGUACCGUGCUCCGGAAGUUCUUCUGCAGUCUACGUACGCAACACCUGUGGACAUGUGGAGCGUUGGCUGUAUCUUCGCAGAGAUGUUUCGUCGCAAGCCUCUCUUCUGUGGAAACUCUGAAGCUGACCAGUUAGGCAAAAUCUUUGACCUGAUCGGGCUGCCCCCAGAGGAUGACUGGCCCCGAGAUGUGUCUCUGCCCCGAGGAGCCUUUUCCCCCAGAGGACCCCGUCCAGUGCAGUCAGUGGUACCUGAGUUGGAGGAGUCUGGAGCACAGCUGCUGCUGGAGAUGCUGACUUUUAACCCACACAAGCGAAUCUCUGCCUUCCGAGCCCUGCAGCACUCUUAUCUACAAAAGGCAGAAGGUAACCCAGAGUGAGCGGUGGCGUGGCUGCAACAGGACCAAGAGAAGAAAAGCCGUCGUCUCCCUUCCUUUGAACACUUGAGUGGAGAGCCCCCCAACUGAGAAGGCGACCUCAGCUUCAUCUCUGACGCUGUGGAAACUCCUCCCAGCUCUCCAGAGAGUAUUUUGCUGCCUUAAUGACAUUCCCCUCCCAUCCCAUCCCUCCUUUUGAAGCUUAUCCUUCCCCUGCCCCUCCCCCCCCCCCCGAUUUCCAUACACCAAGGGGUAUCUUCCUUGUUCUCCCCCUUCCUAUCUUGAUAUUGGGAUCUUUUUUUAUACAGGAAAAACAAAACAAAACAAAGAAA